AUGUUCUCCAAAUCCUCCAUCCUGACCAUCCUGGCCCUCGCCACGGCCACCGUGCAAGGCUCCCCCGUCCAGAAACGCGCCGUCGUGCCUCACGAUUCCAUCGCGCCCUUCCCCGAGACCGUCCCCAACGACGCCACCGGCAACGCCUACAAGAAGUUUGAGCCGUUCCUGCACAUCGCGCACGGCUGUCAAUCGUACCCGGCCGUUGCGGCCAACGGAGAUACCAGCGGCGGCCUCCAAGACACCGGCAGCGCCACCGGCGGCUGUCGCGACCAGGGCAAAGGACAGACGUACGUGCGCGGCGGCUGGCUGAACGACCGCUACGGCAUCAUGUACGCCUGGUACAUGCCCAAGGACAUGCCGACCAGCGGGGUGUCGGCGGGCGCGCACCGCCACGACUGGGAGAACGUCGUGGUGUGGGUGAACGACCCGGCCGUGGCGAACCCGACCUUCCUGGGCGCCGCGGCCUCGGGUCAUGGCAGCUACAAGAAGACGAGUAGUCCGCAGCGCGAAGGCGACCGGCCCAAGGUUGAGUAUUUCACUUCGUUCCCUACGAACCACGAGUUGCAGUUCACCGGCACGCUGGGCCGCGAUCUGGCGCUGAUUGCGUGGGAGUCGCUUCCCGAGGCGGCGAGGAAGGGGUUGGAAGACGCUGAGUUUGGCAAGGCGACGGUGCCCUUCAAGGAUUCGACGUUCCAGGGAAAUUUGGAGAAGGCGGCUCUUUAA
Molecule: messenger RNA, 726 nt
Organism: Aspergillus melleus
Lineage: Eukaryota; Fungi; Ascomycota; Eurotiomycetes; Eurotiales; Aspergillaceae
Product: NPP1 family protein
Exons: 2
Coding region: 1-726 (241 amino acids)
Source: RefSeq, a predicted model, not a curated record